This is a messenger RNA of Hevea brasiliensis (rubber tree), 1639 nucleotides long. RefSeq names its product protection of telomeres protein 1a. The record is from RefSeq and is a predicted model, not a curated record. Bases 95 to 1486 code for a protein of 463 amino acids. Gene Ontology annotation, biological process: telomere capping; regulation of telomere maintenance via telomerase. Gene Ontology annotation, molecular function: G-rich strand telomeric DNA binding; telomerase inhibitor activity. Gene Ontology annotation, cellular component: nuclear telomere cap complex; chromosome, telomeric region. The transcript has 10 exons. Lineage: Eukaryota; Viridiplantae; Streptophyta; Magnoliopsida; Malpighiales; Euphorbiaceae.
AGAGAGAAACUUUGCAUCCCGGUUUAAUAAUAACGGAACAAUUGGGAUUUCAGUGAAACCCUAGCUGAGGGUUUAGGCGCGCACACAGAGAGAGAUGGCAGAGAGGGACGAUUACAAGUUUCUUCAAAUAAAAGACGCAAUCGCUUCCAUCAACCAGAAAGUUAAUCUCAUCGGAGCAAUUCUCGAGUACGGUUUACCCAAGAAAACCAGAGGCACUGAUUGGUUGUGUACGCUGAAAAUAAUCGAUGAAUCAUAUCCCAAACCUGGGAUAUCAGUUAAUAUUUUCGCCUCAAGUAUGGAAAAUCUUCCUCGUAUUUCUUCACUUGGAGAUAUAAUUCAGCUCACUCGUGUCGUGAUGAAGACUCAUCAUGGGGAAGUAAAUGCUGUUUUCAACAAAGCAUUCUCUUCUUUUGCUUUAUAUGAAGGGAAAAAUGGUGAAGGCUUUGUUCCUUAUCAAUGUUCUUCAAGAUAUCACCCUAGAGACCGGGACUCAAAGUUUGUAUUAGGCUUGAGAAAAUGGUUAGCUGACUUUCACCUUGAUGAAGGUCCAAAUAGCUUCUCGUUCCUGAGAGAGAUGAAGGAAGGGGAACAAGCUAAUUUGCUUUGUGAGGUGCUUCAUGUAUGUGAGGUUUCUGAGCAUGAGUGGAUGGCCUUUGUUUGGGAUGGAACUGAUUCUCCACCACUCAACAUUGGGACAAGGCUAGAAAAUGAAAUGGAUAGUCCGCUUCCCUUACAAUUGGAACCCAUACCUUUGCCAAGAGAUUUGUUAUGUACGUUUCCAACUGCUGGAACAAUAUUAAGGGUAAUCAUUGCCAAAGGCAACGAGAAGCAUAUUCUCCACUUAUUGAGUGCCGGUAAAUGGGUGAGAUUUCUCAACAUUCUUUGUGAAGUGCAUGAAGGAUUAUGGCGUGGUGUGUUGACGCCCUUCACAAAGAUUUGUUACGUGUCAAAUGACAACCAUCUCAUUUUAGGGUGCCAGAGGUCUUACAAUGAGCGCUUGUCAUUGGAAUUGGGGCGCAUUCCAUACUGGUGCUUUCCUUGGUGUUCACAGCUUACAGAGGUUGAUUAUGACCAUGUGCCUUUUGUUACAUUAAUGGAUGUUCUCACCUGUUCACAGGUGACAGCUAAAUUCAAGUGUAUAGUUCGGGUAGUGGCUGCAUUACCAUGGCGUGUUGAGGAUUUCUGCUCUCAUAGUGGAACCUACAGGAUUAGACUGACCAUGGAGGAUCCAACUGCUAGAAUCCAUGCCUUUCUGUUUGAUGAAGAUGGGGAGAAGUUUUUUGAUGGGUAUCCCUCCAUUGAUGUAUUAACAAGGAAGCGAAACAAAUUGCUUGGUGUGCCCGUAAAUGAUGAUGGCAAAGAAAUUGAGGAUGCUGCAAGAAAACCACCUUGGGUGCAGUGUUGCAUAAAAUCCUAUUACCUUGACAGAAAUAACACUUGGGGAAGUAGGAAUUACAGAAUUUUUGGCACCAAGCUUGUAGAUUAAUGAGUUGGAUGACCUCUGUUAGAUAUGCUGUAAUAAUCUAACGCAGUCCUUGUAUAUUUUAUUUUGAGUCUUUCAGUUAAGGGCGAGAGAGAGUAAAUAACUAGAGAACCAACAUGAACCCAUCUUAUAAGAUAAUUAAUGAUUUUCUAGUUA